ACAAAAAAGAGAAGGUCAGUUUGUAGUUUGUACCGCCUCUAACUCCAACUCCCUCCUCACGCUCGGCGGCGAUCUCUCUCAGUCACGACAACUCCACUCCACCGUCGACUCCAUCACGACCGCACCGGUACCGGCACCGGCACCACAACUCCACUCCACCGUCGUCUCCACCACGGCGGCACCACCAGCCACCAUCACAAACUCCAUCAGCUCACACCUCAAACACUGCACCAGCUCUUCAUUUAUUAAGAUUCAAAACAAACAAAGUUUGGAACUGUCAAAGGAAAGCUGUGCAGCUGUUAUUUUGCUAAAUUGAGUUCACAAUGGGAUUCCCUCGGAAGCGUUCAAAAAAGUCUCAGGACAGUGAUGAUGAAUUUGAUAAUGAUGAACUAAGUGUAGAAGAGAAAGAAGAAGAUGAUGAUGAUGAGUUUGAGGAUGAGGGUGAUAGUGCUGACGACGAUGAUGAAGAGGACGAAGAGGAAGAGGUAGAAGAACAUCAAAAUAGUAAUAAGCAAAACACCGAUGCUGAGAUGGAAGAGCUUGAGAAAGAGUAUAUGGAUCUUCGCGACCAGGAGCAAAAUAUCUUACAGAAUUUGAAACGUCACAAGGAUGAAGAUAUUCUUAAAGGACAAGCAGUGAAGAAUCAAAAGGCUCUUUGGGAUAAAACUCUUGAGCUCAGAUUUUUGCUUCAGAAAGCUUUCUCAAGUUCAAAUAGAUUACCACAGGAUCCACUAAGGUCUUCAUUUUGUGAUUCAGACGAGAGUGUCAAUGCAGUGUAUUCUGACCUAAUUACAUCCUCAAAGAAAACUUUAGAUUCUCUGAUGGAACUACAAGAGGUUUUACUUAAAAAAAAUCCAUCUAUUCUUCAAGCCACGGAUGGUAAACCUGGACAAGUAUCUAAUAAUUUGCAAUCUUUAAAGUGCUCUACCGCAAACGAUGAUGAAGUUUGGUCUCGAUUAUCUCAAUUGCAUGCAAGUAUAGCUGCUUUCAGAGACAAGUCAGUAGAUAAGUGGCAAAGGAAGACUCAGGUGACAACUGGUGCUGCCGCUAUUAAAGGCAAACUACAAGCUUUUAAUCAGAAUAUUAGUGAACAAGUUGCUGCUUACAUGAGAGAUCCAAGUAGGAUGAUCAAUCAGAUGCAGCAAAGAAAAUCAAUAGUUGCCAUAUUUGGGACUGUUCCUGGAGGGGAAGCUAAUCUAAAGGGAGAGGAGGCACAGACCGAUGGUGAUCCGGAGCUUUUAGAUGAUUCUGAGUUUUACCAGCAUUUACUGAAGGAGUUUUUUGAAACGAUUGACCCAACAUCUAAUGAGACGGCCUUUUACGCUCUGAAAAGGUUGCAAACCAAGAAAAGGAAGAUUGUUGAUAGACGUGCUUCGAAGGGUCGCAAGAUAAGAUAUGAUGUUCAAGAAAAGCUUGUGAAUUUCAUGGCUCCUGUGCCCAUGAAUAUUCCUCCUGAUGCUCAACAAGUGUUCAAGGAUUUGUUUGGUUUGAGCUCUGGAAGUCAUUAAAGCCACGAUGGUUUAGCCAGCUGUAGAGUCCUGAAAUCAAAACAGGCUCUGAAAUUUUGUAAUAUUAGUUUUACUUGUUUUUUAAUUAAUUAUUUUGAUGGUGUUUCUUAAUUUGAUGUCUCACAUGAUAAUUCCUGAUGAUAAUUAUUUGUGUGGCAUUUUUAAGUGGAAAAUUUGCUUAAAAAAUGUCGUGAGUACUCUCUUUAUUGAUAUAAGCAUAUUAGUGUUAAAUUCUGAUUUUUAGUUUUAGCACUUAUGUCAUUUUUAAGAGGAUUAAUAUCACUUAAGGGUCCUUUAUUCCCUUCAUCUUUUCAUCGAA
Molecule: messenger RNA, 1827 nt
Organism: Humulus lupulus (European hop)
Lineage: Eukaryota; Viridiplantae; Streptophyta; Magnoliopsida; Rosales; Cannabaceae
Exons: 15
Coding region: 324-1508 (394 amino acids)
Cellular component (GO): nucleolus; nucleus
Source: RefSeq, a predicted model, not a curated record